Molecule: messenger RNA, 1821 nt
Organism: Wyeomyia smithii (pitcher-plant mosquito)
Lineage: Eukaryota; Metazoa; Arthropoda; Insecta; Diptera; Culicidae
Gene: ATPsynC
Product: ATP synthase lipid-binding protein, mitochondrial
Exons: 4
Coding region: 447-863 (138 amino acids)
Biological process (GO): proton motive force-driven ATP synthesis; proton transmembrane transport
Molecular function (GO): proton transmembrane transporter activity
Source: RefSeq, a predicted model, not a curated record
UAAACUGGCGAGUAGAUUGUUUCCAUGGCUGGGGCGCUUUUUCCCGGCAGUUCCAGCAGCAGCAAAAAGGGUCGCCAUCUUAUGCAAGAGAUGUGUUGAAGAUUCCGGCCGGGAUCCGGUUGAAAAGUGACAAAUUUAUUAAAAUGCUGGAUAUUGUUUAUUGUUUGCUACUUAUUUGAUAGAUUGCGCAACAAUUAAGCUCACUAAAAUAGUUUUUUAGCGCUAGAAAAGAUCUACAGUGAUUACGUAUUCGAUGAAACAGUGCAUAGUUACGUAAUGCAAAGCUGAAGUAGAAGAUUGCUGCUGCUUUACAGCAAGUAACUGCAAGUGUAUGUUCCUGCUUUGAACCGGCCUGAAAACAUAUUUAUGAGCAAAGUUUAUCAACGAUUACCAGCCGGCGAUCUUUCGGAGGUACCAGAUCGCCAAUACCAGCAAAUUAACUCAAAAUGUUCGUCUCGUCAGCAGCUCGUUUUGCUCCAGUCGCCCGCAACUUGGUGCUUAAUGGAACGAAAGCAUACCUCCGACCAUUGAGCAGUGCUAUCAUCAGCCAAAGCCAGACCUUGGCCGCACAGAACAGCACUCCCGUUGCUCUGCUGCCACAGGUUCGGUCAUUCCAGACUUCACCGGUCACCCGGGAUAUUGAUUCGGCCGCGAAGUUCAUUGGUGCUGGUGCUGCCACCGUCGGAGUCGCUGGAUCUGGUGCCGGUAUCGGAACAGUAUUCGGUUCUCUGAUCAUCGGCUACGCAAGAAACCCAUCGCUGAAGCAGCAGCUGUUCUCCUACGCCAUUCUGGGUUUCGCCCUGUCUGAGGCCAUGGGUCUGUUCUGUUUGAUGAUGGCCUUCUUGCUGCUCUUCGCUUUCUAAGUCUACACAAAAUUCUACAGCACGUUUUAAAUGCUACUAAAGUAACAUCAAUAUAUAAUUCGUAAUGAGAAGAAAACAAAAAAACAGUAAAAUCAAUAUUCUUCGAAUUGCAACCAACCGAGGCAUUGAAAUUUAAAAUCGAAAUCCAACAAGAAAAAAAACGCAAUAAUAAUUAUUGUGACGUGGAAGCCUGCCACGCACCGUUUGACGGAGGGAGUUAAUUGUUACAUACUAGCCAUGAAAAAAUUAUGAUGAGUAAAAGUUAAUUGUUACCCAAAACAAACCCACAACAUCUAACGCGGAAUAGAGAACAUCAAGCUGCCAUCACGACAAAAUUUGCGCCCUACGUUCCCCCUCUACGAGAUAACAUCUUUUAAUCGAAUAUCGCGAAUAGACUACCAAACAUAGCUAGAGAGUUAAGAGGGCGCGUGCGUUUUCAUUCCAUAAUUGUUUCAUGGAUAUUCCUAACAAGCUUAAAGUCACACCUCUGAACUUAACUAACCAAUACGAAUUAACAUCAGACUAUUCAGAAUUAAGAGAAAAGAAAAUGUUAGGCGAAAACUAAAAAAAGAAAAGCGAAGAUGCUUUAAAACUGUAGAUAUUUGAACCGAAUUCAACUUGCUACUCGAAACGCGCGAGACGAUAGCUCGGAAGUUACCAUCAUUAUCAUCAGUUGGCGGAAAGAAUUGCGGCUUGCAAUCCAUUCGGUUCGUCUCUUGCGCUAAUUUGGGAGGAUUACGUUAGGGACUAACACCACCCUCUUCUAGCCUGGUUAGAUACGGGUGACAGGCAUGCGUUCUUUCCCGUCCAUCGGGGCUUCAACAACAACAACAACAACAAAUGCUAAGAAUUGCACUUUGAACAGCUGAGUUUAUUGUAUUAGUAGAUGGGUGAACAACCGUAUGGAAUAAAAGAGCAACAGACUAGUUACAGGUACAAAAACCGAGGAUAAGAAAAA